AUGAAGGUUGUGGCUUUAAAGGGAGAAGCCUGUUCCCAGCACUUUUGGUUCGUUUGGGACAUGACGCGGAAUGCUGGCAAGGCCCGCCGGGGGAAGGAGGCAGAUAGCCUCGCAGCCGCCGCUGGCAACGGCUCGGUGGCCGAGGUUGAGUCCAUUCUACUGCUCCCCCAAGACCCUAACCUCGUCGACGGGGAUGGCAUCCGGCCGCUGUCUUGGGCAGCUCGAAGGGGGCAUGCUGGCAUCGUCCAGCUGCUCCUGGAGGCUGGAGCCCACAAGGACCUGGCCGACGAUGACGGCAACUCCCCCCUGACAUGGGCGUCUGGAGAAGGCCAUGUUGAAGUGACCAGGUUGCUCUUAGAUGCCGGCGCGGAUACGGACGUGGCCACGAACACCGGGGCCACCGCGCUGAUCGCGGCCUGCAGCCAAGGCCACACGAAAGUUGCGACUUUGCUGCUGCAGGCUGGUGCCGAUCAGGAUCUGGCUGACGAGAGCGGCACCACGGCUCUCAUGUUUGCGUCCUACUUCGGCUACGCUUCCGUCGUGCGCUCGUUGUUGGAGGCCAAUGCCAACACGGACUUGACCGACAACGAUGGCGACACGGCUCUUUUGACGGCAUGCUUCGAGGGCCAUGCCGAAGUUGUUCAGCUGUUGCUGGCGGCCUGUGCCAACACGGACUUGGCCGGCAGUGACGGCUCCACUCCUUAUCUUGCUGCAUCUAAGCGCCAGCAUUUGGAAAUUGUGACCUUGCUGCUGGCAGCAGAUGAUGCCAAGAAGAUCUUGAAGCAAUCGGCCAACAGUGAUGGUUCCGAAGGUUCCUUCGCGGCUGACAAUGAGACUCGCAGCCAUAUCUUUGACGACGACAGCGCUUUAGCUGCGAUGUGCGCAGCUGACCAAAACCAGUCUGAGAACGACGGAUUCGACACCGACAGCACCACUUCGCUGAUGACAGCAUGUGGCCAGCACACUAGCUGGCAUAGGAGGCAGGCGUCGGAAAACCACGGCAUUGACAGCGACUCGAUCACCCCCGCGACGUUCGCAUCUGAACAAAGCCAUGGUGCCCCUCGAAGCGAUGUAUCUGACAAUGGUGGCUUGGAGAGCCAGGGCACCUGGUCUCUGAUACAAUCAUCUUCUUUGUCGGCCCGUAGCGUUGCCAGCAACGAGAGGCAGGUGGCUGACGAUGGCAAUGCCAGCAGCGGCAUCCCAUCUUUCAUGUCUACGUCGACGUCCGUCCACAGACAACCUGAACGCAAAAAGGAGGUAUCCGAAAAUGAUUGCCUUGACAGUGACGGCGCCAGGUUGCUGGGACACAAAGCCAGCCGCUCCUUGAUGACCGACCAUGUCUUUGCCAGCACCAAGGCUUGCAUGGAAGCUUCUCACCACAGCUUCUCCGAAUUUCAAGAGGAGGUGCCUGAGAACGACGAUGGCUUCGUCACUUCUUUCCUGAACACGCUGAUGAACGCCUUUCAGACUUGUUGUGGUCCUCGAGUUACCCACUGA
Symbiodinium natans is the source of this 1497-nucleotide messenger RNA. The record is from the annotation of a GenBank genome assembly. NCBI's taxonomy places the organism in Eukaryota, Dinophyceae, Suessiales, Symbiodiniaceae.